CAUUUUUAAGGAUACAUGAAGUUUCGAAAAUUGAUGUUAUAUCAAUUUAUACUUACAUAUUACAUAAAUUGAUUCCUUAAAAUAUUUUGCGUAAUGAAAUAUCGUACUUCAAGAAUUUAACCCUCCAACCGCCAAUCCAAAAGUGACCAUGCCAAGCACUUUUGACUUAUACCAUCAGUUAUGUUAUCGCUUUGAUGCCGUCGAAGACAUCAUGGGAAAACAAAAAUGACCCAGCUCGACUAAGCGAGGAUUACUGCAAAAAAUGAACCGAUGGAAAAAUAUAAAGAAUGCGCGCGCAUACAAUGUGUGGAGCAAGGGGCGUUCCUAAUUCUCACAUAAAGGGCUUCUACUUAUCGAGCGGCUACUGUAGUUCAUGUGAGUUCAUGUCAAAUGAUCAAACAGGUUGGUUCAACUACUCAAACUUUUCAUAAAACAUAUAUUAUUAAAUUAUGUUAGCGUAAAAUACAAUACAACAGAUUUCUUAUAUUAUAAGAAUAGUCAUUUUAAGAACCAGUAAAUACGUGAAAAUGGAAUUUAGUCAUCCAAAUACAAGCAGCACAAAUGUCAAGGAACCGAAAACACAUAAAAAUUGGACACUGCAAGACAAACUGGAAGCAGUGAAAAAGAGGGAUGCAGGUACUUCUAUAAAAGAUAUAGCAGUUGAGUACAGUGUUCAUGAACGAGUAGUAAGAAGAUGGAUUCAUGAUAGAGAAACAUUGGAAAAACACAGUACUUCCCCCUACUCAAAACGUGUACGCUUAUCUCCUGUUGAGAAAGUUAAUGAAGCCUUAACUGUUUGGUUUUAUGAUGAAAAAAAACGUAACAACCCAAUCAGUGUUAUACAAGUAAAAGCAAAAGCCUUGGAACUUUUUAGAGAAUUUGGUGGCAUGGAAACAUUUAAAGCAAGUGAUGGAUGGUUUCGACAUUGGAAACAGAGGAAUGGUAUUCAUUGUAUAACAUCCGCAGGAGAACAAUUAUCUUCGAAUUCUGAAGCAGCUAAUAAGUUUAAGAAUGAGAUAUUAGAGUUAAUGGAAACAGAAAAAUUAACUUCAGAUCAAAUAUUUAACGCUGUUGAAACUGGUCUUUAUUACAAAAUGAUGCCCAAGGAAACCACAGAUCUCAACUUUGAGCACAUAUCACCAGGGUUUAAAAGGAUUAAGGAUAGAUUGACUGUAUUGACAUGCUGUAAUGCUAAUGGUUCGUUAAAAAUGCCAUUACUAGUCAUUGGAAGAUAUGAAAAACCACGAGCACUGAAAAAUUUGGCACCACAAUUGUUGCCCGUAACUUAUACAAGCGAACAAAAUGCCUGUAUGAGCACCACUAUUUUUGAAAGAUGGUUUAAAGAAGAGUUUGUGCCUAGCACUUGCAGCUUUUUAAAAUGGAGAGGGUUGCCUGAAAAAGCUAUAUUAUUGCUCGAUAAUACUAGAUCACAUUCAUUAACAGAUGUUUUAUCUGUUGAUGGAAUUAAAGCAGUAUUUUUCCCAUCUAAUGUGGCAUCACUUAUUCAACCUCUUGACCAAGGUAUUAUUGACGCAGUGAAACGGCGGUAUAAAGCAAAAUUGUUAAGAUAUGUAUUAAAUGCCCAAACUGAUGGAAUGGACUUUCACGAAGCAAUUAACUCAUUUAAUAUUAGAAAUGCUGUUGCUUUAAUCAAUGAAUCUUGGAAUGAUAUUACUGAAAUAACAAUUUCCAACUGUUGGAAACCAUUAUUAAAUAUGCCAAUCGAGGUAGAUGAUAGUUCUGAUCAUUUCACUUCAGAAUAUAUCUAUGAAAUGUGUACAAAAAUUCAGCAUCAUGAAGAUAUUGAAUUGGAUCAUAUCAAUGAAUGGAUCCAUGCUGGUAGCCAAUUCAAUUUAUCUGAUCAAGAAAGUGAAAUCAUGGAGGAUUGCAACAGUAAUGAAAAUGUGACCAGAAAAAGCAACAAGAAGGAAUCCAAUAAACCAAGUACCAGUAGUGCAAAUGUUAAGAAACAGAGAACAUAUAAAAAUUGGUCAUUGCAAGACAAAUUGGAAGCAGUAAAAAAAAUUGAUACAGGUGCUUCUAUAAGAACAAUAGCUAUUGAAUAUAAUGUUCAUGAAAGUGUAGUAAGAAAGUGGAUUCAUGACAGAGAAACGUUAGAAAAGCAUAGACUGUCCACUUAUUCAAAACGUGUACGUCUGUCUCCUGUUGAAAAAGUAAACGAAGCAUUGACCAUUUGGUUUUACGAUGAAAAGAAACGGAAGAACUCGAUCAGUAUUUCAGAUGUGAAAGCGAAAGCUCUAGAAUUUUUUAAAGAAUUUGGUGGCAUGGAGACCUUUAAAGCGAGUGAUGGAUGGUUUCGGCACUGGAAACAGAGGAAUGGCAUUCGUUUUAUAGCAACUUCAGAGGGACACUUAUCCACAAAUUCGGAAGCAGUUGAUCAAUUUAAAAAAGAAAUAGCAAAGUUAAUAAAAGCUGAACAAUUAACCUUAGAUCAAAUAUUUAAUGCUGAUGUAACUGAACUCUAUUUCAAAAUGAUGCCAGAUAAGACUUCAGUUAUCAAGACAGAUUACUCAGCUCCAAGGUAUAACAAAAUUAAGGAGGGAUUGACUGUACUGACAUGCUGUAAUGCUAAUGGUUCAUUGAAAAUUCCAUUAUUAGUUAUUGGACACUAUCCUGAAUCACGAACACUAAAAGAUUUAGCACCCCGACUGUCACCUGUAACUUAUACAAGUGAAACAAAUGCUCGUAUGAGCGCUAUUAUUUUUGAAAGGUGGUUUAAAGAACAGUUUGUACCUAGUGUUCGCACUUUUCUAAAUUCGAGAGGUUUGCCAGAAGAAGCAAUUAUAUUACUGGAUAAUACCAAAUCACAUUCAUUAACAGAUGUCUUAACUGUCGAUGGAAUUCGAGCAAUUUCUUUUCCACCCAAUGUGAUACCAAUUAUUCAACCUCUUGAUCAAGGCAUAAUCGAAGCAAUAAAACGGAGAUAUAAAGCAAAAUUAUUGACAUUUGUGAUAAAUGCCCAAGCUGAUGGAAUUGAAUAUAAUGAAGCAAUAAAUUCAUUUGAUAUUAAACAUGCCAUUGAUUUGAUCAGUGAAUCUUGGGAUGACAUCACAGAAGAAACAAUUUCUAAUUGUUGGAAACCAUUAUUAAACAUGCCAAUUGAGAUAGAUGAUAGUAUUGAUCAUUUCAAUUCUGAACAUAUCCUUGAAAUAUGUAAAAAGAUUUCAUAUUAUGAAAAUGUUACAUUGGAGCAGAUCAACAAAUGGAUUCAUGCUGACAGUCAACUAAUUCUUACUGAUAAAGAAAUCAUUGCAGCCAUCGAAGGUCCACUCAGUGAUGAAACUGUUUUUUUAUUUACAGUAGACAUAAAGAAUGAUCAACAAAUACAAAAUGAAAUCUCACCUUCAAAAGCAAUGGAAAGCCUAAACUGUGUCAUUUCAUUUUUGGAGAAAAAUGAAGAAAUUUCACUCUCUGAUAUGGAAACGUUAAAAAGAAUAAGAGAGAGGCUAUUAAAAAUUAGGAACAAUACUUAAUUUCAAACAUUGUGGUUUAUUCGAGAUUUAUUAUUUGUGAAUAGUCUCAUAUUAAAUUGAA
Messenger RNA from Megalopta genalis, 3555 nucleotides. Lineage: Eukaryota; Metazoa; Arthropoda; Insecta; Hymenoptera; Halictidae. The record is from RefSeq and is a predicted model, not a curated record.